Messenger RNA from Solanum dulcamara, 923 nucleotides. RefSeq lists its product as uncharacterized. The record is from RefSeq and is a predicted model, not a curated record. The transcript has 3 exons. The coding region runs from base 275 to 607 and encodes 110 amino acids. Lineage: Eukaryota; Viridiplantae; Streptophyta; Magnoliopsida; Solanales; Solanaceae.
ACAUUUGUACUAGUCUAGAAAUAAAAGCAAUAAAGAAAUUGAACCAAAAGUCUUGUGAAGUUUCCUACAUCCUUCCUAGUUCCUACCACCUUCCUUCCUAAAUUCUAUUUAAUAAACUCUAUUAAACAUUAUGCCAAAUGAAAGAGGAAAAAAUAGUAUUAUUGAAGAAGAGAGUUACAAUUCUCAAUAUAUUUGAAUAUUUUGAUAGCAAAAGAGUUCUUUCGCCUGGAAAUCUGAAUAAUAUUCAUUUUGUUCCAUCAUAUUACUAGUAAAAAUGGCAGGUAUGCUUGCUGGUGUUGAAUGUGCUAGAAGAAGAAAGUUUCAUAAAAAUAGUGGCUUGCUAGAUUCAUCAUAUAAUACAUCUUCAUCCACAAGAAGAUCUUUUCUUUGUCUAUACACAAGUAGCCAUGAACAUAACCUUACCUCAAGAUUGUCCAAGGAAAGAAGUUCAACAAGCCAAGAAUAUGAAGAUGAGAAAUUGGGUGAAAUUGCAAGAGAAGCCAAGCAAAGACUGGAUGAGAGGCUCAGUUCCCAAUGGAAAUCACAAAAUAAGAGUGGUGCCAAGGGAUUCAAAAGUCUAGGGCAAUGGACGGGCCUGAUUUGCUGAUAAAUGGCUGGACCAAUAUUUGAAGUUGUAGUUGAGAAAAAAAAUUAUUAUUUUUAAGACUUCAAUUAGCAUUUACGCUAACCAAUCGAAUGUAUGACACGUAUCUUUCAUACGUAUAUUAUAGUUAAACUGAUAUGCAUUUUGACUAUUAGAACGGGUUUCACAAAAUUGAUUUUGAUUGAGCGUCAAUUGUAGAUCGUAUUUUUUUUUGCCUUUUAGGAGUGCCCAAGAUUUCAUGUAAUGAAACUGUGGACUGGCAAAUAGUGUUUAAGAUUUCUUGUAAUGAAGCUAAUUGACUUGAUUAGAAGUUUUAUAA